Cordyceps militaris CM01 is the source of this 1152-nucleotide messenger RNA. RefSeq lists its product as uncharacterized. Bases 1 to 1152 code for a protein of 383 amino acids. The transcript has a single exon. The record is from RefSeq and is a predicted model, not a curated record. Lineage: Eukaryota; Fungi; Ascomycota; Sordariomycetes; Hypocreales; Cordycipitaceae.
AUGUCUCUCGAGCAGGCCGCCCGCGACCUCGCCGAGGCCGUCAGCGGCAUCGACUACGACGGCGCCGCCGUGCACAAAUGCCGCGUCGCCCUCCACGGCGGCAUGGCCACCGCCCGCCCCGAUGAGCUCGCCGCCGCGCUGCAGAUCCUCGUCGACCGCCUCGCCGCCGCGCACGUCGACGACGCCGACGGCGUGGCCUUUGCCGCGCUCACGGCCGGCGCCCUCGUCGAGACGGGCUCCCCCGUCGCGCCCCUCGCCCAGGUGCUCCUCGCCAAGGUCCCCGCGUUCCUCGCCAAGGUCCCCGCGUUCCUCGUCGCCGCCCGCCGCUUCGCCGACCUGUGCCUCGCCGACCUGCCCUCCGCCGCCGAGGAGGAGGCCAACCCGCCGCCCGAGGACCAGGUGCUCACCGAGAUCGACGGCCGCCGCAUCACCCACUACGUCUUUCGCAGCCACGUGCCCGAAGACCGCGGCGGCGCGUCCGCGCUCGCCCUGCUGCAGCCGUGGACCCUCCCCGCCGUCGCCGCGCUGUCCCGCGACCGCGACGCCCUGCGCGCCGCCGCCGCCCCCGACAGUGCCCUGCGCCGCGCCGCGCUCACCCUGACGCAGUCGCACGCCCAGUGGCUCGCCAUCCUGCUCGGCGCCCAGCUCGACGCACCGUGGCUGGUGCUAUGCCCGAGGGAGCGGCGUGGCUUCCGCGUCGUCGUCGACGGCGUCGUGAGCAACUACGAUCUACACGCGCUCGUGGGCGAUGUGCUCGUCGAGCGCGGCCUGCCGGGCAACCGCAACCCGGCCGAGCUUAUUGCGUACAUCAAGGGUGAGUCGCCCGCCCGCGGCGACGUCGAGUCCGUCCGCAGCCAGUUUCAGUUUUACGAGUGGCCGGCUGCCGCGUACGAUUGGGCCGGCGGUGACGACGACGCGCACGCGCACCCUGCGGACUACCACGUUAGAGGCGAGGGGAUUCCCAGCGACGUGUCCCGCUUCCGGGAUCUGCCGACGCUGAUUGUCGGCCCGCAGGCCAUUGAGCGCUCGUGGAACAACCCUCGGACGUUUGGGGGGCUACAAUGCAGCGUAAGCGUCACAGAAGAGAUCGGCGAGGACGAGUUGGCUUCCUUGCUGGCGGAAAUGAAGGCGGCAGCGCCGCCGGUCGAAUGA